AUGGAAGGAAAAGCCACUGGGCAACUCUUGCACGCAAUCGGGGCAAAUGAAGGACAUUACUUUCGCCCUCUCAUUACUCUUGACAAUUACACCAUCUACUGCGGCGAUGCUGAUGAAAGGAAAGAGUUUGGAUCGACAUCAUCAAGAUGCGCCUUUGCACGAUUGCGGGAUCGUAGAGGACUCAAGCUUUGGAUCAUAAGUGCUUAUGCACUUACGGAGAACCACAACAAGGAAGCGUUUUAUGAUGAACUCAAUACGUUGAUAUCCAAGAUAGCAGAAGAAGCCAUACCAAGAAGCCAGCAGGCGGUAAUUGUCGAAAUUGAUGCGAAUGCAAAGAUGGGACUUGAACAACAAUCUGAUGUGCUUGGAAAAUGGUUGUAA
Messenger RNA from Necator americanus (New World hookworm), 381 nucleotides. RefSeq lists its product as uncharacterized. The record is from RefSeq and is a predicted model, not a curated record. NCBI's taxonomy places the organism in Eukaryota, Metazoa, Nematoda, Chromadorea, Rhabditida, Ancylostomatidae. The transcript has 2 exons. The coding region runs from base 1 to 381 and encodes 126 amino acids.